AUGCAGGCAGAGCAAGAGAGGCAGGAUGCAGACUUGUCACAGGCACAGCUUGAGCUUGAGUCUUGGAGCAGCAAGAUAGAGGAGUUGGCCAAUGCUUUUGCCUCCGAUGAGAAAGAUCUCAAGGAGGCCGAAAAUCUCCGAGUCAAGGAUUCCAAGGUCUUCAUUGAAGCGGAGAAGGGGCUUUCUUCAACUGUGGAUGCCUUGGAUCGUGCGGUUGGCCUUCUUGGACACGAGCAGCGUAGGGCUACCCAAGGCAGUGCACUUUUGCAGAUGGAGGAGAACGGAACACCUAUCGUGGAAGCCUUGUCGGCGAUUGUAGAGGCAUACGGGGUCAAAGUGGAUGAUCAGCACCAGUUGCAGGCAUUGCUGCAAGGCUUGCGAGCAGAGACAUCGGAAGAGGAAGCAGAAGAUGCUGCGCUGAACACGGCCUUUGGUGUAGAGCCUGCGACCUCCAAGUCGCGGAGUCGCCGUCUCAUCGGGGUACUGAACGAAAUCCUGGAGAAAGCUCAGGGCGAGCUCGAGCAGCUGCGGCGCAAAGAGCAGAGAGAUCUGCACAACUUUGAGCUGCGAAAGCAGUCACUGGCUGAUCAGAUGGCCUUCAAGAAGCGAGACUUGGCUGCUGCAAAGGGAACCCGUAGUGAAGCUUCCCAAAGGAAGGCAGCGUCUGAGAAGCUCCUUGCGGCUGCUCGGUCCGGUAUUGUUCAAGCUGCUGCCGCCCUUGAGGACUUGCAAAAAUCUUGCCUCCAAAAGGCAUCCAAGUUCGAGGAGGAGACUCAAGCAAGAACCGAGGAAGUUCAUGCGCUGCAAGAAGCAAAGGAUGCCAUUUCCUCGAGGAUGCGAGGCUCGUUGUCAUUUCUCCAGCUUCAACACCAGCGCUUCAAGACAGUCCCUGAAAGCUUUGCUACAGCAAUGGCGGCGGCAAGAGCGGUUAGGCGACUUGCCGUUCGAGUGGAUUCACCAUCGCUCAUUGAGUUGGCUGGUCGGUUGGACUACGUUGCCAAAGAUCGGUUUGGCAGCUCAGCGGACGCCUUGAACAGAGUCAGAGGUCUGAUCGAAGAUAUGAUUGGCCGCCUGCAGUCGGAAGCCCACGCAGAAGCUGAUCACCAGGCUUUCUGCGACAAGGAGAUGUCUGUCGCUUCGGUGAAGCGUGACGAUAAGCAAUCAGACGUUGACAAACUUUCGACGAAGAUGGAAGAAGCCAGGUCAGAGCUCACCCUUUUGUCACAACAGUCUUCGAGACUGCGGCAGGAACUAGCUGACCUCGCGCAGUCAAGCGUUGAACUGGACAAGGUCCGGCAGGAGGAGAAGGUCUUGUUUGAGAAAGCGCACAAAGACACGCAGGAAGGCUUGGAGGGAUUACGAGUGGCUUUGCAGGUGUUGAGAACGUUUUAUGCCAAAAUUGGUGGCACUGGCCGGAGUGGCCAUGCUGUCUCGACGUUAGAGUUCGCAGCAUCCGAGAUGCGCAAGAGGGCAAUGGAAUUGGAGGCCCGCGAGAGCCAAGCCGCUUCUGAGUACACGCGGAUUACGACUGACAAUGGCGUCAUGCAAGCGUCCAAGCAGCAUGAGGCAGAAGCUCGGACAGCCGACGUCAGUGCUUUGCAGAAGCUCCUCAACGAGCUCAGCUCGGACCACGCAGCUGCCAAAGAGGAGCUGGAUGCUUUACAGGACUUCACCGCCAAACUACAGGAUCAAUGCGUGGCCAAGCCCGAGCCAUACGAGGAGCGAAAGCAAAGAAGAGAGAAUGAAAUCAAUGGGCUCAAGGAGGCCUUGGCAGCCUUGGACGGCAGCAAACAGAUGCAAGUCGGUAGCAGCACCUCCGUUAACACAGUCUUUCUCCAAUUGAGAGGCAGUGUGUCUCAAGCGGCAAAUAGGCUUGGCAGCCUUUCCCACAUGCGAUGA
Symbiodinium sp. CCMP2592 is the source of this 1899-nucleotide messenger RNA. Lineage: Eukaryota; Dinophyceae; Suessiales; Symbiodiniaceae. The record is from the annotation of a GenBank genome assembly.